Dermatophagoides pteronyssinus (European house dust mite) is the source of this 9052-nucleotide messenger RNA. RefSeq lists its product as uncharacterized. The record is from RefSeq and is a predicted model, not a curated record. Lineage: Eukaryota; Metazoa; Arthropoda; Arachnida; Sarcoptiformes; Pyroglyphidae.
UCAUUCAAAGUUUAAAGAAAGAAUAUUGUAUUAUCACACGAAUCGACAACAAUGGUUUUUUAUCGUUAUUAAUAAUCAAUCCGAUUCAUCAUUAAGUUAAGAAUAUCCAUCCAAACUUUUUUUUACUUUGUCGAUGGCGUUUCUGUUAUGGAUUCGUUGACAUCGUCAUUCUCGAAAGAUAUUAGUAUCAACAAUAACAAGAAUCAAAAAAUUCUACAAAAUAAAAAACAAAUUAAUUCAUCAUCAAUAAAUACGAUCAUCAAAUCGAAACAAUUAUUUUUAAAUCCAAACAAAAUAAUCGAUUCUACACCAACAAUAAGAUCAUCAAUUAAAAGACAUCAUUUAUUAUCAAAACGAAAAUUAGUACGGCUUACUUGUGAAGGAAAUUUGAAUGAUACAAAUUUCCCGAACAAGUUACGUAAAAUUAUAACCAAAUUAAAAAUUAUUUUGUUGAAUGGUAAGAAUCUCAUCAAGGUAACCAAAGUGGAGCCUUGGAAUAGUGUACGAGUGACCUUAAACCUAUCGGACGAUGCUGCUCAACAAUUACGGCAGCUUGCCGAACAUGGAGAUUCAACACUCCGCAAUAUCGGCAUACUGUCGGUACAAGUCGAUGGUCAACAGGUAAUAUCAUUGACCGGUACAAAUGAUGUAAAUAGCAACAACUAUGUUACAUCCACAUCCAAUACCUGCAUAACAAACAACAAUCCAAAUGAUGCUUUUACCAUUGAAAAUCAUAUCGGACGUGAAAAGAAUUCCCAUUUAAACAUAUCGUCCGUUAAAAAUGAUAAUAAUUAUUUUGAACAUACGAAUAAUCAAAUCAAUGGCAUCGCGCUACCUACAACAGCGAUCAAUUGUGAAAAUAGCAAUAGUAGUACUAAUAUUCACAGUGGUGGUGGAGGUUCUAAUGGAUCAUCAUCCAACAAUGAAACACCUAUCACUAUAUUACCUCCACCGUUACUGUCGUCUACGACGACUACAAAUGUGCCUAUGAUCAUACCAAAGUUAGCAACCUCGAAAACAGCAACGACAACAUUAAUCACAUCAUCUGCAUCAUCAUUCACUAAUUCUCAAUUCGGUAUAAAUAAUAAUAAUAAUAAUAGCAGUAAUAGUCAACAGCCGAUGCACCAAUAUCAACAACAGCAACAGAUCAAAUUUAAUUUUAUCAUCGAUAACAAUAAUAAAUGCCAGAAUACCUCAGAAUCUCAAUCAACCAAUAACAAUGAAGAACAAGUCAUGAAUCAAACAGUUACGCUACCAACAACAACAGGUGUGCAACAAUCACUGAUAGGACCGAGGCAAUUAUUAUUGAAUCGUCAACAAUUAUCAUCUACACUUAUGACACAAAUGAUCCCUGCGGAUCAAUCAUCGUCAACUCCAUCGAAAUUAUUAGUGCCUAAUACAACAACAAUUACAUCAUGUCAAUUAGCUGUCACUGAAUGUGGUGGUGGUAUUGCAAGUACUCCAUCAGUUUCAGCUACGACAACUAUGACAAAUAAAAAAUUAGCUGAUCUGUUACCUUCAUUACCUUCACAAUCACCGACAUUGAAUUCAUCUGCUUAUAAAGCACAGGAAUCGCAAUCAAAUCCACGACAUCGGCAACAAGUUUUGAUGCAUAAUCAAUCGUCUACUGGUAGUAUUGGUAGUGAAAGUAAUCGGCAAAAUUCUAGUGAUAUCUUAUUGGAAUCAAAAAUAGAUGCCGUUGAUGAUGAUCUUCUUGUUUCUGUUGCGGCUGAAGAUCCAAAUGUUGAUUUUCCUACUGAUCUAAAUGAUCUUAAUUUAUUGUUGGAAGAAAUGGAAUCCUCAUCAUUGACGACGACAACUACAUCUGCAUCAUCGGUAGUCACUACCCCGAUAGCGGCAACCACGACUAUUACGGUUAAUCAAACACAACCUAUUAUGUCGAACCAAACAAAUGUCAAUAAACAACAGCAUACACUAUUAGCAAUGAAUUCGGAUCCUAAUAACAAAAGUCAAAAUCUUCCAUUUUUCAUCACUCAUCAUCAACAGCAUCCGAUACAACCACCUUCCUUACAAUCAAAUAUGUCGCUAAUUAGUAAUAGCAGAAAUGGUGUUGGACAGCAACAGCAAUCAAUACAGAUGAUACAGAAUAAUAAUAACAAUGUAUCAGUAUUACCAGUGACUACUACAUUACCAGAUCAAACUUCUUCUGGAUCAUUAGUUAUGACAACGACUUCCACCAUCAAUGUUGGGCAAUUUCAGCAACAGUUAUCUAAUGAUAAUGCCAUCUAUUCAUCACCAUCGAAUAAAUCUCAGCAACAACCACCAAUUUCCUGCAUUCAACAAUCGCAGACCGGUAGUCCAAGGCAAAUAUAUGUGCCAGCCAGAACGCAACAUUCUUGGCGUACGGUAGCAGCAGCAGCUGUUGCGACAAAUUCAAAUGUGUCACCGCAACCAUCACCCUCUAUUGUUUCAACGCCUCCGCCGCCACCUAAAGUUCGAACUCCAACUUCUCUUUCAGGAGGAAGUGAAAUGUUAGUUCAUCAACAACCUCCAUCACCACAAACUAGUGCAACACGGUUCAUAUCGGUUAGUAAUAAUAAUAAUAAUAGUGGUAUGGCAACUCCUCCACCCUCAUGUCCGUCACCAUUAAUUCGACAACAAACAUUAAAUUCUUCAACGUCGAAUGCUGCCAUAGCAAAACCUCAACAGAUAUUAAUUCGUUCCGGUGGUCCUGGUCAAUCAUUCUCGAUUAGCCAACAACAACAAUCUUCGACGUCGAACGCCGUUAUAACAUCAUCAUCGAAUGCUGUUGCUUUAUCCAGCCCAUUGUUGGUAAAUUUAUUACAAAACGAUGUGCCGGCCGUAUCGUGUUCAUCAUCAUCGUCAAAUAAUUCAUCAACUUCAUUUCCACAACAAAUAACAUCGAAUGUUGCCACAUUAGGAGGAAAUAAUAACGGUAAUUCUCAGCAGCAACAAAUUCAUCUGUUAAGUAGUCAUCGUCAUCAUCAAAGCAGUGGUGAUAGUAAUACUGCUGCUGCUUUGGGUCAAGUGACACAUCAAUUAAUGAUGGUACAAGUAUCCUCGGCUGGUGCUGGUCAAGCAACUACAACAACUAUCCAUCAGAUAAGUAAUCCUGUUGCCGGAAAUGUUAUUCACCAUCCAGCCAUGUCUGCAUCUUCCACUUCUGCCAAACAUCAAUCGACCAAUGAUCAAUCACAAUCAAAUGCGAAUAAUAGUGGUGCUUCGACACCAACAACACCAUUGGCCAAACCAAAAAAACAACGCAAAUCAAGGAAAAAGGCAAAUCAAACAACAGAAACGAUUAUUAUGACGGAUUGUUCAUCUUCCUCAUCUUCGAUGCCAUCAACGCCAACAACACAAUCAAAUCAAUUUACACCCAGUGGAGGCAUUUCAAUUUGUCAAACUCCAAAUUCUGAUUUAUCAGCUAGAAUGCAAUCCAAUUCGGGAACAACGUUUUUAACGAUACCGGCCAAUGCACAGCUAAUACAGCAGCAAAAAUUACAGCAACAACAACAUUCUCAAUCAUCAGCCAAUCAGUCGACGUUAAUUACAAAUCAACAGACAUCGCAACAAUCGUUGCGAUUCCAUCAUCAAAAACCAAGAUUAAUGAUGAUUGCAACGAAUGCCGCUCAUCAUCAAAUGAUCAAUGCUGCUAGUGGUGGUAACGAACAAAUGACUGCUGUAUCAUCAGUAUCGACAAUGGGAAAUCCAACUAUUGUUUCAUCUCCAUCUGGUGGAACGUUCAUCAUAGCAAAUGUGCCGGCCAGUUCAUUGCAGAAUGCAGUUACAUCUUCUGCCGCGGGGACAACAAUGAUGACAGCCGUAUCUCAAUCAAAUGUAUCGCCUGGUGUUCAAUUGGGUGGGAAUAGGAAACAGAUAUUUUUGGCUACAAAAUCAAAUUCAUUUCCUGUAUCAUCAGCAUUAUCCGCUGGCGCUAUCGUAAGGUUCGCUAAUCAAUCGCUUGUCAAUGCUGGUGUUGGUGCUUCCUCAUCAUCAUCAUCUACUCCGAAUUUAGUACCUUCUCAAACAGUGAAAUUGGUUUCAUCGUCAUCACAGCAAACACUUAAUCAGUCAAAUCAAAAUUUCCAACAAUCUCUUCAGCAGCAAUCCACAAUAACGACCCAACAUCAGCAACAACUGUUAAGUUCUGUUUCGGCAAUCGUUAAUACAUCUCCAAAUAAAUCUAGUCAACAUACGUUGCUGCCAACAUCGACAGCCUCGCCAUCGUUGCUUCAUCAAUCAACUACCAUGCAAUUGAAUCAAUCAUUAUCAAUAUCAAAUUCUAAUACGAACAGCAACAAUAAUAACAAUUUUUCCAUUAAUCAGCCAGCAUCAGUUUCCAUCGCACCAUCCAUCUCUAUAGCUUCGUCAUCAUCAUCAUCAUCAUCGCCGAUUCGUGCGACUAAAUCUCUUCACCAACAAUCGGAACAAUUAUUACUUACGCCCGUUGUUGCCAGUUCGAUGCAAUCAUCGUCGACAUCGGUUACUAAUUUGAACCCGCAACAAUUCCAUAAGUCGUUUCAAGUACAGGCCACAGGCUCAAUUUCAAAAAACAAUCCAUCAAGUUUAUUGUUGAAUAAAUUAAGUCAGCGACAGCACUCAACUACUGUAAAUCCACCUAUGUACACCAAAAUCGCAUUACCAACUGCGGCUACUGUUUCCUCUUGUGUAUCCUCACCAGGCAAUAUGGUGGCAACAAAAGUUCCGUUUCAUACAAAAGUAUCUGUUACGUCAGAUGUAGUCACGAAAUCGGGAGAAAGUGUCUUAGACAAUGCCACUUUUGUUGUAAAAAAUCAGGAAGUUCCGUUGUUACUUGUAGAUCAGCAAAAAUCAGCAGCUGUGGCUGCUCCAACAACUACCUUUACUAAGACCACAAGUGCCGACCAAUCAUCAACUCUUCAACAAAAAACAGAAAUGAUUACCACUGGAAAUAAACCGCAAAUGCAUGUUAACUUCAAACAAUCAUUAUCAGAAAUGCUGAGUAGUAACGUUGAAAGCAACACUGGCGGGCAACAGUCAAGAACUUCACCAGAUUCAGUAUUUAUGGAUGAUCCAGGUGUUGGUCGAACAUCGACAGUCAAUGAAUCAUCGGCACCAAUAUCGCCUUCAUAUUUUCUAGCACCGGCAUCUGCAUUCGAUAGAUCUGCAAAAGAUCCAUCACCUUCUGCUGUUCAAAUUGAUGAUGUUUCCCGAAUUGAUGUCAGAUCUUUUCAAGAGGAUUCUAAAAUAAAAAUCGAAAAAAUUAAUUCUGAUGAUGAAAAAUCUGGAAUAAAAGGUACAAUUUCUGCUAAAAAGGAACCAGAAUCUUCUACGGUGAUCACUUCAUUAACCAUUUCUUCGUCUACGACAACAACAUCUGAAUCAACAUCUAUGGCCAAAGCAGUUGAUACGUCAUCCACAACAAUCACACAAAAAUCCAAUUCAUUCUAUGUUAUUAAGCAUGAUUAUUCUCAAGAAUUACCUGAUCAUAUUUUAGAUGAUGAUGAUGAAGAAGACGGUGAUGAUGAUAGUGAUGCUGAUGAUUACGGUUUCUAUUCAAGUCGUCCAUCGCAUUUCCUAAGCGGAAGUAUCGGUAGUAUUGGUGGAACAUCUAAGAACCCAGUGUCAACGAAUGAUCGUAAUUCGAAUAUGAACAAGAAUCCUGUGCCGGAAUGUGAUGAUUUAGGAAAAACGACUGGGAAUGCUCCUGAAAAAUCAUCUUCGUCUGAUUUUUCAGCAGCAAAAUCCAUUGAAGAAUCUAAUUCGGAAGUUAAAUUGUCUGUUCAAACUGACUCGGAAUUAUCAGCUAAGCAAGAAUCGUCCUCGAUGAUCAAUGGUGAUGUGUCAUCUCAAAAAUCACCAUCCUCAAGCAUUGAUUCAGACAACGAAAAAUCUUUGAUAAAGCCAUCAACUCAAUCACCCCCAGUCUCUUUAUCUACCACCGUUCCAUUAUCCGUUGCAUCAAAAAGUUGCCCAAUUUCAACAACCGUGACCACUUUUUCAACAAAUGAAACAAACCAAACAAAAGAUUUGACUAAUAUUGUAUCUGGUAUUGUAAACAAUGAAUUAGAUGAGACUAAAGUAUCGAAACUUCCAAUUACAUCUUCGGAUAUUUCUAAUUCAUCAACAGUUGACAAAAAUCAGCAAAUUUUAUUAUCUGCUCCUAAACCUUUAGCUAGCAAAUCGACAACAACGACAGCUGCUAAAUCUCGACGUAAAACUCACUCCCCAUCGGAAACCUCAUCUUCGUUGCUUGCUCCAAGUAACAAAGAUUCAACAUCGCUUAUAAUAUCGAAUUCGAAAAUAGAAACAAGGAAUGAAUCACCAUCACCGAAUGAAAAACAACAACCACAACAACAGCCGGUAUUGGUGCAUUUCAAACAUCCAACGUCACAAACACUUUCAACAACAAGUACCGCUAUACAGUUAACAAAUACAAUGAAUACCUUUUUGACUGCUGCAACAUCAUCCGCGGCAACAAUAGCUGAUAAUAAUAACACUUCCUCUAUAUCAACAACGACGGCUUCGAUGGUGACAACAACUGUACCGACACCACCUAAUCAAAAGAUUCGUGUUGUCUAUAAUCCUCCAAUGUAUCGAACUGUUUUACCGACAUCAACUGGAGGACAGCAGCAACAAUUUCCACAAAUUCAAUUACUUUCGAUCAAACAAUCAUCAUCAUCAUCAGCGACUCCAACAUCAUUCAAAAUUAUAUCUAAUAAACUACCCAUGGUUAGUCAACAAGGAUCAUCACAGCCACUAUUGAUACCGAUGGCCGUUUCAAAUAAUCAAGGAACCGUUUUUUCGGUAAAAGCUCCAACAUCAUCAGCAGCAAUAACAACAAACUCCAUUUCUCAAUCACCAACUGCCGCAACCGUCCAAUCGGAUUAUCUGCAAGAAAUUAAUAUUAACAAUAAUAAACAAUCAUCAUCCGAUUCAGUAGAUUCAUCAAAUCUGAAAACAAAAGAUUCUGAGAUAAUAAAAAAUGAAGAAAUCGACAAGAAAUCUGAUGAUAUAAUUCUGUUGUCGGAUAAUUCUAUCGACAAUGGUACCAAAAAUGAUGCUUUUCCUACCGAACCAAUCAUUUUUUCGAACCUGAAUGAAAAGACUACAGAAUCUGCUAUAACUCAUCAAUCAUCUACGGAAGAAAUAGAAACUAAACAGACCCUAAGCCGACAAAGUCUCGAUACAUCAAUUCUGAAGCCAACAUCACAAACUGAUAAUCCACCAACGACCAACAAGGUAACAAUUCAACCUCAAACUUCGAUAGCACGUACAGUGAUAAUGUUACCAAGCGGUUCGGAUUCGAUUGCUGGUUCAAAUGUAGUUAUUUUGAAAGCAGAAAGUUCACGAUUAUCUAAAGCUGAUAAUGUAGUGACUACCACUACUAAUAGCCUUAGUAAUAGUCCUUUGAGACGUCAGAUAUUAAUAUCAAAACCGACAACGCAUCAUCAUUAUUCUUCAAAUCAGGAUUCGACAACGCAACAACAAGGAUCUAUCUAUGCUACUAAAUCUGCUACUAAUAAUAAUAAAACUGUGACAGCGACAAAAACAUUGCCUAGUAUUCUUCGUCAACGAAAACGGAAAAACGAUGCAACUAAUUUGUCACAGCAACAAGUUUUUCAAACAUCCACUAUAUCAACGAUCACGAUUGAUCCUAUAAAAUCAUCACCCUCUUCUAUUGAACAAUCGGUUAAUGUUCCUGUUAAUACGAAUGAUUGUAGCGUUCUAUUAUCUUCUGAAUCUGAUGAGGCAGAAUCACACUCUACACCGACUGUCCAACAUGGUUCUUUGACUUUCAAACAGCACAAAUAUCAAUCUAUAUUAUCUACUUCAACAAUGAAUGAUGAUAUUGAUGCUACAAAUGUUUCUGAUCAAAUAGAUUCUGCAACACAGGUUACGGCAACAACAAGACCUCUAAAACGAGCAAGAAAAAGUAAAAUUACAACCAUACAACAACAACAUAUUGGAUCAAUGGCAUUACCAACAUCAUCACCAGUUUAUGUAAAUUUUGUAACUAACCCUUGUUCAGAUCUACAAAUAUCAAAAUCUAAUCAGGACGGUAAAAAUGAAACAACACCGACGGUGUCGACUUCUCGAAUAUUAAGAAAUUCAACUACUCUAACCUUACAACCCAGUACGCAAUCACCGCCUAAAACAAUCGUCAAACGUGGCCAACGUAAUCAACGAACCACAUCGAUUCCGGUUCAAAUGAACGAAUCAACAAGUGUCUCGGUUUCAUUAUUUCCAACCACUUCAACGAAUACGAUGAACGAAUCUAUUAAAUUGAAUGAUAAACCAAAAAGAGGUAAUCAUCAUCUUUGAUUUCUUAAUAUUUUUUAAAAAGUUAUUUCCCUUACAUUAGCGGCUGCUGUCGGAAACCCAAGCGCUACUACACCUACAAAUCGACAAACACGAUCGAAUCGUGGGCGAAAAAAACCAAACGAAUCAUCAUCAUUAGAUCAAACAAUGACUGAUGCAACUUCAAUGAUUAGUUCAUCAGAUCCUGUUCCUGUUUCCGAAAAACUUGUUACUGAUGAUACUGUCGAUCCACACCAACCCCAAUCAUUAAUCGAUCCGAAUAUAAUUGAUAAAAAUCUCGACUCAAGGUCGCCAUCAUCAUCCACAAUGCUCUCACAUAAUAUUAGUACAACAACUACUUCAUCAGUUGUAUCGAAUAAUCCAACAAUAACACACGUAAUUUCAGUUUCAAGUUCUGGGGAACCUUUGGUUUCUUUAUUGGAUAGUAGUAUUAAUGUUAAUUCAACUGGUGGUAAUAAUCCUGUGACCACUUCUGGUGGUGGCAACAAUAAUUCUCUUCUUGUUAAACGAUCUCGAAAAACCUUACUUACCGCAGUAACAUCUGCCACAAUACAAUCGCGACCAUCUUUAAGAAAUAGUUCUGUUUCAGAAACCAUAUCUCCACCACCACCUUCAGCAAAACGUCGUAGAUUGGCCAAAGAUGUUUCUAAAUGAUUGAUGAAAACUUUUUAAAAUUGUUAUUUGGUUUGACUUUGAAAGAAAAUGAACGAAUCAAAAAAUUCUUUUUUUUUGUUGUAGAUAUUUCAACCUUAUUAUAAUGCAUUUUUUC